ACGUUGCGCUAGUUACUUUUUAUAGUUAGUCACUAAGAAUGAUUUUGUAGCCAUGAUUAAGAGCUUGAUGAUACUCUCGGAUAAUGGUCUUGUAAUUUAUUAUAAAGAUUUUAUAUCCACUUUUCGACAGGAGAAAAGUUUGAUAGUUGGUGCGACAAUAAGAAGUUUAUUGCUUAUGACUGAAGAGUGUAAUGAUGUUCCCUUAUCUUAUGUUGAGUUUACAAACGUUGCACUUUCCUUGUGUGUUGAUAAGGAUCAUUUUAGACUUAUUUGCGCCGUAUUUCAUGAUCCUAAAUAUUCAAGUACUUUUGGGAAAAUGCUUUCUAGAGAACUUCUCCGGGUGUUUUGUGAUCUUUAUAGUAGUCAGUUAUCUGUCCUUUCGACUAAUAAAAUUCUGGCCGACGAAUUUUCUUCAUUUGACAGCAAAAUAUCUCAUGGCGUUAGAAAUACUUUUUUACCUCUUCUACGUUUGUUAAAUAAGCAGAGCAAUAUUUUUUCCUGUGCUUUGAUUCAAAAUGGAAAGAUAGUGUGCUCAACUCGCCCUGUCUCCGCUCUGUCGUUGAGCGCGAACUUACAGUUCUUUUUAGACUACUCCCAAGAUUUAUUUGCCUGCGUAGCUGAUCACUUAGUUUCAGCCACCUUUCUAACUAACAAUGGACAAAGACUUGUUAUGAAACAAAUAAAAAACUACAUCUUAAUAGUUGUCGUCAGCUCUCAGGCAAAGUUGGAUUCCGUUAAUAAGGCUCUAAGCAGGACGAUUUUAACGCUGGAAAGAGCCUUUACGAUCUUGGAAAAUCUGGAAGUUGCUUAGUAACUUUACUUCUGCG
Molecule: messenger RNA, 827 nt
Organism: Zophobas morio
Lineage: Eukaryota; Metazoa; Arthropoda; Insecta; Coleoptera; Tenebrionidae
Exons: 8
Coding region: 53-811 (252 amino acids)
Source: RefSeq, a predicted model, not a curated record